Messenger RNA from Echinostoma caproni, 933 nucleotides. Lineage: Eukaryota; Metazoa; Platyhelminthes; Trematoda; Plagiorchiida; Echinostomatidae. The record is from the annotation of a GenBank genome assembly.
AUGGAUAACGGGACAAGUGAAAUCGAGCUUUUUGUCCGAUUUCCCGGAAGUGCUCGCAGUUUGAUCGAACGAUGUGUUGGUUCAGUUGCCAGCCAAUGGGCUGAGGAUAUUCUCAAUGCCGAACUAAAUGAUUCAGCUGGCUCCGAUUUCACGUGGAUCAUCGGAAAGCAAUUGUCCCAUUUGCAUACUGUGCUUGGUCGUCAUUUGAAACCACGCAACGGGUCCUGGCUGGAUCUGGAGUUAGAUCAGAAUUGUCCAACAAUGCACUCCCAUUCGACUAUUGCUCAUGCCAGUUUGGCAGUGGGAACUGCCGCUCUACUCAUACACAUUCUGUUGGUUUUCUCAGUAAAUCAUGGCCUUGUCCGGCUUUACGGUCCUUGUUUGUUGACUUCGAUUGGACUAACCGCGGCGCAUAAUCUCCUGUUGUUUGCUAGCUCGUAUAUUCCGACCAAUCUGGCAGUGCAUUUACGAUUCACCGGUGAAGCGAUGCACACGCCGGCGAAUGCCCAAACUAUUUUGUGCACCAUGGUCGAUGCCGUGUUGCACUACUUGUCCAUUUCAGUCCAUUUGUCCACAUUGUUCGCUCUGUUCGAACAGUAUCACAUUUCCAAAGGUGCCUACACAAAAACAUCCGGGAGUAGCGAGGUCGUUUUCAAACGUAACGAUCCCCUUAGCCGACUUAAACUGGACAAUCUGGUUAUGCAAUUGCCUUUGGGUAUUGUGCGCGGUGGNGCCUACAUGCCACGAAACUCCUCGUUCACUAUGCCCGGGUUAAAUUUGCUCGGUCCACCGGGGAGCGGCGGUUCCACGGUACCACGGAAAUCUGGUCUAACACAAGGGGGGGGGGCAUGCAGAUCAAGCCCCACGAGUUGUUCACCACUGACGGAAGCUGUGCAUAAUGUGUACGGGAAACAGCAUUUAUCUGUCGGCUGA